This is a messenger RNA of Cavia porcellus (domestic guinea pig), 854 nucleotides long. It is a transcript of the gene Pfn1, whose product is annotated as profilin 1. Gene Ontology annotation, molecular function: actin binding. The transcript is spliced from 3 exons. The record is from RefSeq and is a predicted model, not a curated record. Bases 172 to 594 code for a protein of 140 amino acids. Gene Ontology annotation, biological process: positive regulation of actin filament bundle assembly; regulation of actin filament polymerization; actin cytoskeleton organization. Gene Ontology annotation, cellular component: cytoplasm. NCBI's taxonomy places the organism in Eukaryota, Metazoa, Chordata, Mammalia, Rodentia, Caviidae.
AGGGGGGAGGAGGAGCAGGAAGUGGCGGUGCGAGGGCUGCUGCACUGCUAGCAUAGCCGCGGUCCGGACUGUAGCGCGUGCCCCGAGCUCUCCGCCUAUCCUCGCCCGCCUGCCAGAGCACAGCCCGCGGCCCCCAGCAGCAGUGCCGACAGCAGCCCCAGCACCAACGCCAUGGCCGGGUGGAACGCCUACAUCGACAACCUCAUGGCGGACGGGACCUGUCAGGACGCGGCCAUCGUGGGCUACAAGGACUCGCCCUCUGUCUGGGCCGCCGUCCCCGGGAAAAUCUUCGUCAACAUCACGCCAGCUGAAGUCGCUGUCCUGGUUGGCAAAGACCGGGCAAGUUUUUUUGUGAAUGGGCUGACACUUGGGGGCCAGAAGUGUUCUGUGAUCCGGGACUCACUGCUACAGGAUGGGGAAUUUACCAUGGAUCUUCGUACCAAGAGCACCGGUGGAGCCCCUACCUUCAACGUCACUGUCACCAUGACUGCCAAGACGCUAGUCCUGCUGAUGGGCAAAGAAGGUGUCCAUGGUGGUAUGAUCAACAAGAAAUGUUACGAAAUGGCCUCCCACCUGCGGCGUGCCCAGUACUGACCUCGUCUGUCCCUCCCCCUCCUACCAUUCCCAUCCGCUUUUGCACCCCUUCCUUCCCAUACACACACAUACACCAUUUUUAUUUUGGGGGCCAUUACCCCCUAUCCUUUAUUGCUGCCAAAACCACAUGGGCUGGGGGCUGGGGCUGGAUGGACAGAUACCUCCCCCUACCCAUACCCCUCCUAUGUGUGGUUGGAAAACUUUGGUUUCUUGUUUUGUUUUUGGUGUUUUUUUUUCUGAAUAAAAAAAGAUUCUAACAA